Trichoderma gamsii is the source of this 714-nucleotide messenger RNA. RefSeq lists its product as hypothetical. Lineage: Eukaryota; Fungi; Ascomycota; Sordariomycetes; Hypocreales; Hypocreaceae. The transcript has a single exon. The record is from RefSeq and is a predicted model, not a curated record. The coding region runs from base 1 to 714 and encodes 237 amino acids.
AUGUUAACGACCACCAGUGACGAGAUGGAUGAGCAUGUCAGUUUUCUUCACAAGAACGACCGAGCCUGCGAGAAAGUGACGCAGCCGCAAGAAACCAAAGAAUAUUUUAUAUUUACAGCGUUGAAACACAAUUGGGGGUACCUAGUCGCCGCGCUGUUCAUGUUUACGACCUUGUUCACUGUUUGGCGAUUGGCAGAGCAUAGCGCCACAGGCCAGAGAACCAAGGAUCUUCGAGAAGACGUAUUCACUUCGGACGGCAAAGCGUUUCCGCACGGCUAUCUAAGAUGGGAGCAGCGAUUUGCGCCACUUCCAUGCGGGAAGACGCCUUCCGAGGCUUUGGCGGCCGGGUGCCAUUUUGACAUUGUCGCGACGGCAUGGCUGCCUCCCCGGUGCAUCGACUAUGAGCUGGUCGCCGAGUUCGAAGCUCUAUACGACUGGCAGUACUUUCGCGACCCGAAUGGGACAGAUCCAUAUCCCAAGGAACAUGAUGUCCUGGGUAGCCAGACCGGGACGAUAUGGACCACGGUUCGCUGGCAUUGGGCUCAUUGCUUGUUCAUGUGGAAGAAGCUCAACCGAGCUCUGGUUCAGGCACGGACAGCUGACGCCGAAGUCGUCCAGCUGAAGCAUACCAAUCAUUGCGUCAACCUGAUUUUGCGCAUGGAUAACCCUGAUGCGUUGGGUACCAACGUAGAGAUUAUUUAUCCCCCCUGUUAG